AAACCACGUAAACAGACCUCUGUGUCCUUUUCUGCAUCAACAUGAAUCACCCAUGUCUUAAAUAUAAACCUUGAUGACCCCCUUUGGCCCUGCCUUGAAAUUUGAACUGUGGCUUUGUGUUCUUAAGCUUUUAUCAAUGGCGCUUGGAAGAGUUGGCAAAAAUUUCAUGGCUCCUCUUCUAGCAGUGAACCUGGUGGUUCAUGUCAUCGUUGUUGGAUUGGCUGGUUGGUCACUUGAUAAGUACAUCGACGGCGAACAAAAUCACCCGCAUUUGGGAGGGAAUACAUCGACUAGCUUUAUGUUGAUCUUUGCUCUUAUUGCUGGAACGUUUGGUGCUUGCUCUGUGAUCAUAGGCAUGAUGCAUCUACGGGCAUGGCAGCACGAAAGCCAUGCUGCUGCAGCUUCUGUAGCCAUCAUUUCCUGGGCUCUGAUAGCACUUGCUUUCGGUGUUGUAUGCAAGGAGGUCAUAUUAGGGGGACACCGAGGAAAACGAUUGCAAACGUUGGAACUUUUUAUUGCAAUCUCACUGCUAAGUCAAUUGCUGUACUUGGUGCUACUGAAUACUGGGAUGUUCAAGAGGAGAUAUGGACCAACUGUUAUAUAAGCUAUGUGCCUCCUAAUUGCUACGCUUUGUUUUGUGAAUGUGCUUUUAGUAACUUGUAAAUUUUAGUAUUUUACAAUGUACAUUUUGCUUGCCGGAGCAUCAAAGAAAUACCAAUGAAUGCAGCAAUAUG
Molecule: messenger RNA, 734 nt
Organism: Fragaria vesca subsp. vesca
Lineage: Eukaryota; Viridiplantae; Streptophyta; Magnoliopsida; Rosales; Rosaceae
Exons: 4
Coding region: 74-604 (176 amino acids)
Source: RefSeq, a predicted model, not a curated record